AUGGCAGAUUCCAAGGUGACGUUGAAGCUUCUUGUUGACACACAGGCUGGCAAAGUCCUUUUUGCUGAAGCAGGCAAAGACUUCGUAGAUUUUCUUUUCUACGUUCUUUCUUUGCCUGUUGGCACAGUGGUUAAGCUCUUAAGUUCGAAAAGCAUGGUGGGUUGCUUAGGUGAUCUUUAUGAUAGUAUCAACAGUCUUAGUGAAACCUACAUGCAACCAAACCAGAACAAGAACUUGGUGCUGAAUCCAAAAUGUCCAACAUGUGCCACUGGAUUACCUCUUUUGAUGUCUCAUCAGGAAUCGAAAACUCAAAAGUUUUACACAUGUAAUAACGAUAACGGUAACGGAUAUUCUCACAGCUUCGGGUAUUCAUACAAAGUUCAUUAUAAUGUGAGUGAUGUACCAAAUGUUCUUUGUCCUCAAUGCCAAAAAUAUAUGAACCGUGAGAUGUCUUAUAUUUCACCGGCACGUGAAAACACUGGAGCUGUAGCUGUUGGAGGGUUUAUCAAAGGGGUGGUGACUUACAUGGUGAUGGAUAAUUUAGAGGUGAUGCCAGUGUCAACUAUAUCUAGUAUUACUUUGAUUAACAAGUUUGAUGUUAAGGAUGUCGGUGCACUUGAAGAAAGGGUUGUCGAUUUCUGCAUAGAUGAGGGUGUGAAGCUGUUGAAGGCAUCUCUGGAAUGCAAGAAUGUUUUAACAAGUAUUUUCAUUGGGAAGAAUAAGGGCAGGAAGUAA
Messenger RNA from Pistacia vera, 735 nucleotides. RefSeq lists its product as uncharacterized. The coding region runs from base 1 to 735 and encodes 244 amino acids. The record is from RefSeq and is a predicted model, not a curated record. Lineage: Eukaryota; Viridiplantae; Streptophyta; Magnoliopsida; Sapindales; Anacardiaceae. The transcript is spliced from 2 exons.